Molecule: messenger RNA, 1717 nt
Organism: Ochotona princeps (American pika)
Lineage: Eukaryota; Metazoa; Chordata; Mammalia; Lagomorpha; Ochotonidae
Gene: CD4
Product: CD4 molecule
Biological process (GO): cell adhesion; interleukin-15-mediated signaling pathway; T cell activation
Cellular component (GO): external side of plasma membrane; membrane raft
Molecular function (GO): coreceptor activity; MHC class II protein binding; protein tyrosine kinase binding
Source: RefSeq, a predicted model, not a curated record
CGGAGGAACUUCACUACUGGGCUUCCUGUCUCUCUUUGCUGGAGCCCGACUCUGUAUAAGCAAACGAACCCUCUCCCCCACCGGGCUGCUGACGGUAGAGUCCCAAGCUUGCACCCAGACACACCUGUGUGAGAGAAGCAGAGGCGAAGGAAGCCUUGGGCCCAAGAGUGUCUGUCUCUGCAGGUGUGGGUUCUUGGUGCCUCUGACCCCUGCCCACUUCAGCAAAGUCAUCAUGCACCGGGGACUCUGUUUGCAGUACCUGCUGCUGCUGGUGCUGCCACUGGCUCUACUUCCAGCAGCCGCUUGGGGAAAGACUGUCAUGCUAGGCAAAGCUGGGGCCACCAGCAUUGAUCUGCCGUGUGAGAGUCCCCAGAAGAGACACGCAUUGUUCAAGUGGAAACACAGCAACCAGGUCAAGAUCCUGGAAAACCAGGCCUCCAACUUCUGGCUUAAAGGUAAGUCUCCUUUGAGUGAUCGCGUGGAGUCCAAGAAAAACUUGUGGGACCAAGGAUCCUUUCCGCUGGUCAUCAAGGACCUGAAGAUGGAAGACUCCGGGAUUUAUAUCUGCGAAGUAGAGAGCAAGAGAUUUGAAGUGGAGCUACUGGUAUUCAAACUGACCGCCCAACCAGACACCCGCCUGCUCCAGGGGCAGUCACUGACCCUGACCUUGGAGGGCCGCUUUGACGAGAGUUCCUCGGUGCAAUGGAAGGACCCGAGGAGUAAAGUUACAAAAGGCAGCCAGAUUUUUUCCGUGCCCCAGGUGGGGGUCCAAGACAGUGGCACCUGGACCUGCAUCUUCUCCCAAGACAAGAAGAUACUGGAGCUCGACAUAAAAAUCUUGGUGUUGGGUUUCCAAAAGACCUUGACCUCAGUCUACAAGGCCGAGGGUGAGCAGGUGGAGUUCUCCUUCCCACUCAACUUUGACAACGAAGACCUGAGCGGAGAGCUCAUGUGGCAGGCAGAGGGGGCCUCCUCCACCCAGUCCUGGGUUGCUUUCUCCUUGAAGGACAAGAAGGUGUCCGUGCAGCAGGUGCUCCCGGACCUCAAGUUGCAGAUGGGCAAGGAACUCCCGCUGCAUCUCACCCUGCCCAACAUCUCGCCUCACUCUGCUGGUUCUGGAACCUUGAGCUUAUCUCUUGCUAACGGAAAAUUGCAGCAGCAAGUGAACCUGGUGGUGAUGAGAAUGAUUCAUGUAAACAACAACUUGACCUGCAAGGUGUUGGGACCCACUGCUCCCAAGACAAAGCUGAGCUUGAGGCUGCAGGGCUUGGAAACAAUGGUCUCCACGCAGGAGAAGACGGUGCAGGUGCCAAACCCGAAGGUGGGGACAUGGCAGUGUGUACUGCUCAGCGGGGACCAGGUGCUGCUGGAGUCUAAGACCAACGUUGAGCCCAGGGGGCUGGAGCAGCAGCAGCCCAUGCUCCUGGCUGGCGUGCUGGGGGGCACCAUAGGCUUCGUGCUCUUCACUGGGCUCUGUAUCUACUGCUGUGUCAAGUGCCGCCACCGACGGCACCAGGCACAGCGGAUGUCUCAGAUCAAGAAGCUGCUCAGUGAGAAGAAGACCUGCCAGUGUCCCCACCGGCGGCUGCAGAAGAUGGACAGUCUCCUGUGAGGUGAGGCGCCUGCAGCCUCCCAGCUGUCUGCCCUGAAGUCCUGUGUCUCCUCCUCUGGGGGUCUGAGGACCAGAAGAAUGUAGCAGAUCCCAGCGCUGCCUCUG